AUGAAAGUGGUCGGGAAAGGGAAUUCAACAUAUAUGCAAGUGGAGACACCAAUAGAUUUAGGGGUGCCAAAUAUUGUUUAUUCUGAGGGUUUUACCUAUUCAAUGACAAUAUCUAGCAAAGGGACAAAACUACUUUCUGAGAAGAUCCAAAGUGUAUUUGUAGUUGUUGAUCUUUCAGACAACAAGUUCAGAGGUGAAAUUCCAGAAUCCCUUGGAAGUCUCAGUGGACUUCAAGCUCUAAAUAUUUCCGAAAACAACCUCAUUGGCAUCAUCCCGUCAUCCUUUGCAUAUUUGGCGGACCUGGAAUUGUUGGACCUAUCUCAAAAUCGACUCUCAGGAGAGAUCCCGCGCCAACUAACCAAACUCACUUUCCUCUCAAUCCUAGACGUUUCUCAUAACCGUCUCACUGGCCCCAUACCUCGAGGUAAACAAUUCGAUACAUUUGAUAAUAGUUCAUAUGGUGGGAAUAUGGGAUUGUGUGGUGUCCCCCUGACAAUGUUAUGCGAGAAUUCAAAAACGUCACCCGCACCACCACCGGCACACAGCUCGCAAGGCGAUGGGUUAGAGUUUUCGAGGGGUAUCUACUGGAUGGUCAUAAUGAUGGGAUAUGGGAGUGGGCUGAUAGUUGGGUUGGUUGUCGGGCAGACGCUCACCACGAGGUAUCAUGAACAGUUUGUUGCAAUCUUCGAAGGGGCAAAGAAAACUCAAAAGAGGCAGAAAAGGAAGGGGCCAAGAAACUAA
Messenger RNA from Rhododendron vialii, 741 nucleotides. RefSeq names its product putative receptor like protein 25. The transcript has a single exon. Lineage: Eukaryota; Viridiplantae; Streptophyta; Magnoliopsida; Ericales; Ericaceae. Gene Ontology annotation, molecular function: protein binding. The record is from RefSeq and is a predicted model, not a curated record. The coding region runs from base 1 to 741 and encodes 246 amino acids.